AUGACUGCCGAGCAGAUCCCAUCUCAUCCCGUCCCCCAGCGUCUUCAUGACGAGUCCCAAUGCCCAAAGCCACAUGUCAGCUCACUCGAGCAAUACAAGGCCAUGUGGAAAGAAAGUGUUGACGAGCCCGAAAAGUUCUUUGGCAAUCUCGCACGCGAAUUGCUGUCAUGGUCCAAGCCAUUCCAAACCGUCAAGCACGGUUCUUUCGAAAACGGCGAUGUUGCUUGGUUUUUGGAAGGUGAACUGAACGCGUCGUACAACUGUGUCGACCGCCACGCCAUGAAGAACCCCGACAAGGUUGCCAUCAUUCACGAAGGCGACGAGCCAGAUCAGGUACGCAAGAUCACAUACGGCGAGCUGUUGCGUGAUGUUUCCAAGAUGGCCAAUGUCUUGAAGAACCGUGGCGUCCGCAAGGGCGAUAACGUCGCAAUCUACAUGCCCAUGAUUCCCGAAGCCAUUGUUUCUAUCCUUGCAUGUGCCCGUAUCGGUGCUGCUCACUCUGUUGUCUUUGCUGGUUUCUCGGCUGAAUCGCUGCGCGAUCGUGUCGUUGACUGCUCUGCACGCGUUGUCAUCACCUCCGACGAAGGCCGCCGUGGCGGCAAGAACAUUGCUACUAAGCGCAUUGUUGACGAUGCUCUUGGCAAGGGCUCCGCCAACCAAGUCGAAUCCGUCAUUGUGUUCAAGCGCACUGGCUCCCCUGUCCCUUGGAUUGAGGACCGUGAUGUCUGGUGGCACGACGAAAUGGCCAAGGCACGAAGCGUUUGUGCUCCUGAGCCAAUGAACAGCGAAGAUCCCCUUUUCUUGUUGUAUACUUCGGGUUCGACAGGCGCACCCAAGGGUAUUCUUCACACUACUGGUGGCUACUUGCUCGGCGCUGCCGCAACCACAAAGUACAUCUUUGACUAUCAAGAAAACGACGUCUAUGCCUGCAUGGCCGAUAUUGGAUGGGUUACCGGCCACAGCUACAUCGUCUACGGUCCUUUGACGCUGGGCGCCACAACCGUGUUGUUCGAAUCUACUCCCACCUACCCCAACCCCUCGCGUUUCUGGGACUUGAUCCAGAAGCACAAGAUCACUCAAUUCUAUACCGCACCUACCGCUAUCCGCGCUCUUCGUCGUUUAGGCGACCAGUGGCUCGAUGGUUACGACUUGUCCUCCCUCCGUAUCCUUGGUUCCGUAGGUGAACCUAUCAACCCUGAGGCCUGGAACUGGUACAAUGAAAAGGUUGGCAAGAACCAGUGUGCUAUCGUUGAUACCUACUGGCAGACCGAAACUGGCUCCAUCAUUAUUUCUCCGUUAGGCGGUGCUACCCCAACCAAGCCCGGCUCGGCCACGCUUCCCUUCUUUGGUAUCAAGCCAAUCAUUCUUGAUCCCACCUCUGGCAAGGAGAUCACCGCUACGGAUGAGACUGGUGUAUUGGCUAUCGCUCAACCAUGGCCCUCAAUGGCUCGUACCGUGUACAACAACCACACUCGUUUUAUGGAUACCUACCUCAAGCCCUACCCUGGCUAUUACUUUUCCGGAGAUGGUGCCUCUCGUGACGCCGAUAACUACAUCUGGGUUCGAGGACGUGUUGAUGAUGUUAUCAACGUUUCUGGCCAUCGUUUGUCGACUUCCGAAAUUGAGUCUGCUCUUGUUGCUCACGAAGCCGUAGCUGAGGCUGCCGUCAUUGGCGGUCAGGAUGACUUGACCGGCCAAUGUAUCCACGCUUUCGUUUCGGUCAAGCCCCAUGUUGAAGCUGCUGAAGGUCUCGAGAAGGAACUUACUCUGCAGGUGCGCAAGGUCAUUGGCCCAUUCGCAUCGCCCAAGCGUGUUUAUAUCAUCCCAGACCAUCCCAAGACCCGAUCCGGUAAAAUCAUGCGCCGUAUCUUGCGCAAGAUCGUCAACGGUGAACAAGACCAGCUUGGUGACAUUUCUACCUUGGCUGAUCCCUCGAUUGUUGACCAAUUGAUCGAAAAGGUUCAUGGAAAGGCCAACUAA
Molecule: messenger RNA, 1980 nt
Organism: Zychaea mexicana
Lineage: Eukaryota; Fungi; Mucoromycota; Mucoromycetes; Mucorales; Lichtheimiaceae
Product: acyl-activating enzyme
Exons: 4
Coding region: 1-1980 (659 amino acids)
Cellular component (GO): cytosol
Molecular function (GO): AMP binding; acetyl-CoA synthetase activity
Source: RefSeq, a predicted model, not a curated record